This is a messenger RNA of Mesorhabditis belari, 1362 nucleotides long. The record is from the annotation of a GenBank genome assembly. NCBI's taxonomy places the organism in Eukaryota, Metazoa, Nematoda, Chromadorea, Rhabditida, Rhabditidae.
AUGGCCGCGUAUCAACAACUUUUUGGUUUUGCCUGCGCUCAUCAAAUCACUUAUCGAAAGCCAGAAUAUUUGGAAAUUGUUGUGCCCAAUAAAACGAAGCGUAUCAAAUCGUCGAAGUUGAAAAAUCCGCGUUUACUCUUUUCCAAAGACAAUCAAGAAGCAAAGAUCAUCAAGAUUUGCAAUAAACAUCCAACAGAAAAAAUGCAUUGCUUGGUUUAUCCGCCCUUGAUGAAAGAUGGAUACGACAAGGAACGAUUUAUCGGAAGAAAAUCUAAGACGGUGAAGAACAAAUGGAUUCUCGAAGUAGACGGAGGAUGGCGUUUAGACGCAUAUGGAAUUGCAUCGCACCCAAAUGGACAUAUCAAAGUCCUCGAAAUGGAUCCUAAUUCAGAGGUCGAGAUGAAAAUAUUUGAUUUAGAAGUAGAGAUGGGUGCCUAUAUUCUGAGUAUGUAUGGUUGGUUUAAGGGUUUGAACAUUAGCGAGCAGGUGAACGUGUCUGUUCAAAAAUAUGGCCCCAAAGUGAAACGAGGAGAGAAACCAGUCACUGAAGGUGACAUUUACGCAAAGCGCUUUGCCGAUUUCUGUAAGGCGCAGGCCAAUCCGGCAGACAUUGCCUUGCUAAUUUUUGCAGGUGUUGAACUGCCUCUUGAAGAUCCUGAAGCGAGGAUCUUCCAAGAGUUGGAUGGCCUGCUCUUUCCGAAUCGCCCUGCAUUUGUGUCGCCUUCAUUAACUUCAUCGGCUACUCGAUCACCGUUGGCUCUAUCGUUGAUGUCAUCUACUACACCACUUCGAUCGCCGACUCCAAUUCUUCGAUCCCCUUCUUCACAACCUCGAUCAUCUUCUGCUAUCUCUUCGAUGAGCUCUAUAUGUGAUGCUGAUGUGUUUGGAGUUGCCGUUCCUCGGAACCCAUCUUUAUAUUCACCCACCACUCCUCUUGGUAAUCUAAGUGCUGUUGGUCUUGCACAUGUUGCUAAUCGUGUGAUUCAUCCUUAUUCUAUGUCCUGCAAAUCGCCUGUUACUUUUGUUAAUCCUCAGAAGCGACUUCGCUCAGAAACUGAAUCCGGUUCUGACUGCGAUGAAGCAGGCCCUUCUAAUAAGAAGAUGCGUCAUAAGGACGAGAAUAGUGAUGAAAACGGGGCUCUUAUGGACUUGAUUGAUAUCUCAACAUCUCAACUGGGUGGCCAUGAAAAUGCAUCGAGUGAUAAAAACCAAGUGCUUCCAUCCUCUAAAAAGAAAGAGAAACAGCAGUCAAUUGAUCGAUCACCCUACAAUUUACGGCAAAGGAAAGAUCACAAAGACGCUGAUAACAAGGACAAGAAGAAACCCAAUAGCAGCAAUUUCCAAUUGCCCCCAGGUUUCCGU